AUGUCUCAUCAAUCUGGUAUUACAGCAUCAGAUACGUUGCGUGAAAAAUUCGCUGAAAUCAAAGACAACAAUUCUCAUACACGUCUAUUAACUGUGGUGAUUGAACAAGAAUCACUUGUAGCCAAAGACCAACGACAGAUAGAAGGCUCCUUUAAUCAAGAUUUUGAUCGAUUACUCAAUUCAUUAGUUCAACCUAAUCAAUCUUGCUAUUAUUUUAUUCGUCUUGAUAUAACAAGUGAAAUAGGUGGUUCCAAUUGGUUAUUGAUUACAUGGAUUCCAGAAGAUGCUAAAGCAUGUACAAUUAAAAACAUAUUGUGA
Didymodactylos carnosus is the source of this 318-nucleotide messenger RNA. Lineage: Eukaryota; Metazoa; Rotifera; Eurotatoria; Philodinida; Philodinidae. The record is from the annotation of a GenBank genome assembly.